GUUAUCUUCAGAACAGGUGUGCAGCAUUACAGCUGCCCUGGUGUGGGUAAUCUAACAUGACAAUGCUGAGCUCCACCAUGGGAAAAUACACAUUAAAGGGAGUAUUGGUGUUCCUGGCCCUUGUGGGGCUGGUGGUAGCACCAGCUUCUGUAUCCCGUGGAUACGGAACAAUGUGUGUGGUGGAGGAAGACACAAACAGGGUGUUGAUGCAGUAUGACGUGAUCAUGUUCCAAGUACUGAUGAGUCGAUCAUCUAUCAGUCUAGAGCAGGAAGUAUCACAAAGCUGGUCCAGAAUCUCCACGUAUGAAGAAGCAUCAACACUGCUGAAGCUGCAGAGAAAGCUGGAAGGGGAGAAUGUGUUGCAGACUCUCGUUGUCAUCAAUACACAACCCGAGUUGCUGAAUAAUGAUCUCAUACAGAGAGCUCUGUUAAAAGUUCAGACCACAUUAGAAGAAGAAGAAGAAUUGCUGGAAAUGCACUUUGGAAAGAAAACAUCACCAAGCAAACAUGUUGUGCUGACAAGCGAUGCCUUUCAGAGCCUCCGGACACAGCUUCAACGUUCAGCAUCUGAAGCUGACGAGGAUCAAACUCUGCAUUCAGCAGAAUCACCAAGCAAACUGGUUGAAGUCAGUGGUCAGUGUGAACCACAAUUACAAAACCUGCUUGCAGCUUAUGCACAAGCAAGAUUGCUGGACCAACAAUUACAACUGAUGAAGGAAAUGGUGAGAAAGUUCGAUGGACCACUUGACUUUAACUCCAGAAAUGAAGCAUCACCAAUAAGCAGGGUGGUAUUGACAAAGGAUGCGUUUCAAAGCCUUCUGAGACAACUAAAACUUGACACAACACCAGAUGAAAAAGAAGAUGAUGAGUCAUCUCAGAGUCUAGAGGUGGAAGUGUCCGGAAGCAAACUGGUUUUAUCCGAAGACCAAACUGCAUCACCUCUCAUGCUUCAGAAAGAGAUCUUUAGUAAAAUGGUAUCGCAAACUAUGAAUGCACUUCAUGGACAAUCAGGAUUCCAGGACCAGCUGAAGAUGCUUGAAGGAGUGCUGGACCAGAAAUCACAACAGAGUCUAGAGAAGACGGAAUCACCAAGCAAACUGAUUGCCCCGGUAACAUUCCAAAGACAGUUCCUCAGUAAAAUGGUAUCGCAAACUCUGGAUGCACUUUAUGGACAAUCAGGAUUCCAGGACCAGCUGAAGAUGCUUGAAGGAGUGCUGGACCAGAAAUCACAACAGAGUCUAGAGAAGACGGAAUCACCAAGCAAACUGAUUGCCCCGGUAACAUUCCAAAGACAGUUCCUCAGUAAAAUGGUAUCGCAAACUCUGGAUGCACUUUAUGGACAAUCAGGAUUCCAGGACCAGCUGAAGAUGCUUGAAGGAGUGCUGGACCAGAAAUCACAACAGAGUCUAGAGAAGACGGAAUCACCAAGCAAACUGAUUGCCACGGUAACAUUCCAAAGACAGUUCCUCAGUAAAAUGGUAUCGCAAACUCUGGAUGCACUUUAUGGACAAUCAGGAUUCCAGGACCAGCUGAAGAUGCUUGAAGGAGUGCUGGACCAGAAAUCACAACAGAGUCUAGAGAAGACGGAAUCACCAAGCAAACUGAUUGCCCCGGUAACAUUCCAAAGACAGUUCCUCAGUAAAAUGGUAUCGCAAACUCUGGAUGCACUUUAUGGACAAUCAGGAUUCCAGGACCAGCUAAAAAUGCUUGAUGGAAUGCUGGAUCGGAUGAAAUACCCAAGGGAAGCUGCAUUUCAGAGCUUUAAUGAUCUGCAUCAGGAUGUCUGGUUGAGUAGAGAGGCAACAAGGGAGAGAACUGUGCAAGGACAGACUUCAGCUGCACAGAACAAGUCAAUGUUGAGAACGUUCUCUCUUCCACAGUUCUCUUUCCUGGCAUAA
Haliotis rufescens (red abalone) is the source of this 1898-nucleotide messenger RNA. RefSeq lists its product as uncharacterized. Lineage: Eukaryota; Metazoa; Mollusca; Gastropoda; Lepetellida; Haliotidae. The transcript has 5 exons. The record is from RefSeq and is a predicted model, not a curated record. The coding region runs from base 57 to 1898 and encodes 613 amino acids.